CACGAGGUUUGGCGAUCCUAGGCUUUUCACGAACAUGACACGCCAAACAUUUUGCCCAAGGUUCCGGCUUCGAGGCUAGGUAACAUGCAUCGGCUUGCGCAACGUCGAGACGCGUGCCUCAGAGGUAAGAGAAUGUUGUCGCGCAUGGCACAUUGUGUGCUUACCUUGUUCAUGCUUCUCUGCCACACUGGACAGCUCCAAGUUUUUCUUGUCAUCACUAUUUGUUUACAUCCCAUUACUCCAUCCUGCAUGCAUAUGCAAAUAAACAAUCUCGGCUUCUCCACAAACUCUGACAGCUGCCCCCCCUCCAUUGGAUUUUACGGCACCUGUUUCGCAUUGUGCCACCCCGGUCCCUUGACGUUCAGCUUUCUCGUAUCCAGAGAACAGCCUUGCCGUGGACCAGGUUCGGAACAAGGGCCACCCCAACCGAACAUCUUGACAAGGUUUGGGAUCGCGUCAGAGAUCAAGAAGUGAAUCCUGCUCGCCUGUCCAUCUUGUCUUUCGACUCGUCUCAUCACGUCUGUGCUCGACCUUCUCUUCUCGCUCAGACACACGCAUGUACCGUUGAGACUACUGGUCUAUAUGUCAACU
Molecule: messenger RNA, 591 nt
Organism: Exophiala viscosa
Lineage: Eukaryota; Fungi; Ascomycota; Eurotiomycetes; Chaetothyriales; Herpotrichiellaceae
Exons: 1
Coding region: 85-474 (129 amino acids)
Source: RefSeq, a predicted model, not a curated record